This is a messenger RNA of Cylicocyclus nassatus, 984 nucleotides long. Lineage: Eukaryota; Metazoa; Nematoda; Chromadorea; Rhabditida; Strongylidae. The record is from the annotation of a GenBank genome assembly.
AUGGCUACAUUGCUUGAGCCAAUUGCGUCAGCAACACUAUUCAUUCUUUUGCUAUUCUCACAAUCUCAUUUUUUCCUCAAAACGCACAACAGUUGUCAUAGAGAGGAAAGAUUUAUUGCUCUUACGGUGAAUCAGCAACGACUUGGUAAUCAGUUAUUCCACUUAGCCGCGGGAUAUGGAAUUGCACGAAAGGCUCAACGAACAUUUUAUUAUCCAAUGAUAGAGUCACGAAGAAAAGUGCGCUAUUAUCUCAAGAACAUAGCUGAGACAUUUCCGAAGACUGUGCAAAUGUACAAAAUUUUCCAGGCUGCAGAUAUCAAACAAAUGGUGAUAAAGUUCGCCUCUGACGAAGACUGGUUCUUCAAAGGGUGUUGCUUAUACGAGGACCCCACCAGAUUUGUUGAUCACCCAGCGAAAUUUAUUCUGCUGAGCCAAAGAUUUGCCCAAAAUGCACGCUAUCUGGAAGAUUAUCUGCCAGAAUUGAGGGAGUUAUUCCGUUUUUCGGAUAUUGCAAAAGAAAGAGGAGAAGCUGACAUGCGUAAAUUGCAAAUAGGUAAUGUGAGCGAUUUCUUAUGCAUACAUAUACGUACAACCGACUUUCUGGACUAUGGUGUUGCAUCCGAUAUGAACGGUACGGUGUCAGCUGCUGAGUUUGUCGCCAAGGCCCAGAUGCUUCGACAAUUUCUGCUGUUGGGUGACGACAAGGAUUUCAUGCGAAAUCUAGCCAGAACUAUAGUGUUAAAUGACGAGAAAAGGACUGUUCGUAUAUCCACUUUUUCGGAAAUGUCCGAGUUUUACAUCUCUUCUCAGCUUUGCAAAUCGUUUCUCCUUUCUGCGCCAACAUCCACUAUGGGUUGGUGGUUGGCUUUCUUCACGAAAGACCAACAAGCUGUAUACUAUUAUAAAGAUCGACGGAAGGCCAGGGACUACAAAAUGUUGAGCGAUGAAUUCUUUCUGAAGUCUUGGCAUCGAGUAAAUGGCUGA